Macrosteles quadrilineatus (aster leafhopper) is the source of this 941-nucleotide messenger RNA. Its product is annotated as coiled-coil domain-containing protein 42 homolog. The record is from RefSeq and is a predicted model, not a curated record. Bases 1 to 936 code for a protein of 311 amino acids. The transcript is spliced from 6 exons. NCBI's taxonomy places the organism in Eukaryota, Metazoa, Arthropoda, Insecta, Hemiptera, Cicadellidae.
AUGAUCAGAGGACAAGAUCAGAUAAAAUUUGUUCAAGACUGGGAUGUACCUAGACCAACCCCACUCUCAACCCUCAUAGAAGCAAAUUUGGAAUUCAAAAGCUGUCAGGACAAAUUGAAAAAUCAGAUUAAUGAAUCAGAUAGCGUUAGACAGGAAAUCAACGAGAAAUGGAAGGAGCUUAAUGAUAAAAAACAAAUGUUAAAAACAUUACAUUUGGAAUUUGAUAAACUGGAAAGUGAAGACAAAAAGAAUCGAGCCAAAAAAAAAUUGGAAGAUGAGAAGAAAUUGCAGGGCAAAUUAUUAGAGCAGCUACAGAGUGUAAGACAGGAAGUCCAAGAACUCGGGGCAGUCAAAAGCAAAAUGGAAGCAUAUUUGAACCAGUAUAGGAUAUUUGAGGAGUACUUGCAAUACGUAGUGCAUCACAACAGUGAGUUCAACACUGUCAACGAUAUAUUAGAGAGAUACAGAGUGUUGAGGAAUAUGCAAACUCAGUUGGAGAAAACUGUAGAGGAAGAUUUGCAGUUUAUGAUACAGUCCAGAAACGACAUUGAUGACUUGACUGAGGAAAAAUGUAACGACAUUAACGGGCUCGUCAAUCGGCUAGCGAAGGUACGAGUGAAGGCUAAAGCUGCAAGUGACAACCUUCUGUACUGGGAUACUUUGGUCACAACCAUCAAAACAUUCACUGCUGAAAAGUCUCUUGAAAUACAAAUGGUCCGAGACGCCACCUGGAGUUUGUACUUGCAGAUGUGCCGCAAACAUAAAGUUGAGGACCCAGUGGCCAAGAAUAAUUUUGAGAAGCAUAUAAGCUUCAUUUACAAAACCAUACAGCAAUAUAAACAUAUUGUUCAAAUAGCCCUAAAGAAAUCAAAGUCACCAUUUCAAUCUCAUUGUCCGAAUACAUCCGCAGUUAGUGUAAAAAAGCCAAACUUGUAAAAAGA